GCGUUGCAUUUUGUUGCCGGAAGCGCCCGCCUUGUCGCAGUUCCCACUAUUGCAGUGAAUACGGUAAAGACUAAAUAGAAAACGGAGCCCGUCAGCUGAUUGCUGUCCAAAAGACGGAAAGAUGGCGGCAGAAAUACAUUCCAGGGCGCAAAGCAGCCGCCCGGUGCUGUUGAACAAAAUUGAAGGGCACCUGGACACGGUGAACGCCGCGAUCCUGCUGCCGAAGGAGGACGGGGUGAUCACAGUGGGCGAGGACAGGACAAUCCGUGUGUGGUUGAAACGAGACAGUGGUCAGUACUGGCCAAGCAUCUAUCACACAGUAUCAGCGCCCUGCACUGCCGUUUCCUACAAUCCUGAUAAUAAACGGAUUUUUAUAGGUCAAGACAAUGGCGCAAUUGUGGUAUUCCAUAUCUGUAAUAAUAUUAAUAUAACCUUUUUUUCUUCUCUCCUUCCAGCACACCAACAUCGUGUUUCGGCGAUCAUGUUUUCUCCAGAGAAUGAAUGGGUUAUAAGCACAGGACAUGACAAAUACCUCAGCUGGAUGUGUACCAGAAGUGGAUGUUUGCAAGGCCGACACUGCUUUAGUGCAUGGGCUUCAUGCCUACAAUAUGACGGAGAAACAAGCCAUGCAUUUGUGGGUGAUGGCUCCGGGCAGAUCACAUUACUGAAGCUUGAACAGAAUACUUGCAGCGUCAUUUCAACAUUAAAAGGACAUGAAGGUGGCAUCGCGACCCUUUGGUGGGACCCUCUCCAGCGACUGCUGUUUUCUGGAGCAUCUGACAACAGUAUUAUUAUGUGGGACAUUGGUGGGAGAAAAGGCAGGACUUUACUUCUUCAGGGUCAUCAUGACAAAGUACAAUCUCUGUGCUACCUGCACCUAUCGCGGCAGCUGAUAUCCUGUGGAGCUGAUGGGGGAAUUGUGGUUUGGAACAUGGAUGCCCAAAGAACAGAGGCUCCACAAUGGCAAGAAAGUGAUUCCUGCCAAAACUGCAAGCAGCCCUUUUUCUGGAACUUCAAACAGAUGUGGGACACCAAGUGCCUUGGUCUACGACAGCAUCACUGCAGAAAAUGUGGGAAUGCGAUAUGUGGGAAGUGCAGUACAAAGCGUACCAGCUAUCCCGUGAUGGGCUUUGAGUUUCAGGUCCGAGUCUGUGACGACUGCUUCAACACCGUCAAGGAUGAAGAUCAAACUUCUCUGGCAACGUUCCAUGAAGGCAAACACAACAUUGUACAUAUGAAUCUGGACAGCGCAAGAGGAUUAAUGGUAACCUGUGGAAACGAUCGCAUUGUGAAGAUCUGGGACAUGACACCUGUUAUCGGCUGCAGUACAGCAACGGGAUUUUCUUCCCAUUGACUUCCAGUCCCCACAACAAUGCGCCUUUUACCUAAAAAGUCUGGCCCGUUCUGCCCACUUGUUACCGAGGAGACCGUGCGAUAAAAGCUGAUCAGACGUUCCGGUGAUAAACCUCUACUCUGCUGAGACGUCUGGACAUUCACUUAGUAAACAUUGAGUCCAAUGCCAUAAGCACAGGAAAAAAAACUCUACAACUAAAAAUCUAAACCUAUCUUUUCUGAUGAAAGAACUGUAAAAUAGUACUGAUAUUACAUAUGGUAUAUUCUAUAUUUAUUCAGUCCCAGGCCUAACCUGAUUUAAUAAAUGUCAAUAACGAAUCAAGAUUGUGGAAGAUAAUUUUUAGAUAUGAAAUGUGUGAUUUAUCUUGGUCAGAGUGCAAUUUUGAAAUUAGUAAAUUGGUGAUUCUGGGUCUGUUUGCAGUGCAAUCAUUUUCAAAGUUGACUUAGUUCUACAAGACAGGUUUUUGUCGUAUGCAGUCUGUGAUCAGAUAGGAGGCACUUUAUAGGGAAUUCAGGCUGCAUUUUUUUUUAAUCAACUGUGGAAAUGUUUAGGUGUACAGGAAAAAGAUGGUCCUACAGCCAAUUUCUUUCCAAAGGUGGUAAGUCACGAGCACUGUUUUUCUUCCAUGCUUGCAAAUUAAGUAAAUUAUUUUGUUAAGUACAUUAUUUAAGCACAAUUUGAUAGAAGGGUGAAAGAAUCCUAGCACUAUUACAAUCACGUCUUUGAGUGUUCAGUGGAGACAGAUUACUUGCCAUUUUCACGGACUUGAGGUCUUGUUGCAUUUUGCAGAGUAGCUUUUGAAAUUGAACUUCCACACAGUUUGUUGUGUAUUUAAUUAUCUCUUAGCUAUAUCUGGCUUGUUCAGAUUAAAGUAGUAGUUAGUCUUAUUUGAUACAGAUUAUAGUUUCCGAUAGAGUGCAUACUGCUUUGAUUUCGGCCUCUCGGUUAAGACCUUUGAUGGCACCGAUGAACAACUGUGUUGUGAGUGUAGAUGUUUGCUACAACUUCCUAGGCCUGGCUUUUCAUUACUAAUUUUGGACUGAGAUAUUUUGCAGAAAACACCAGAAUGGUGAACAACGUACUUCCUUUUUUUUACAUAUCCAAUUACUCGAUGCAAAUGAUAGGUAAUUUUGUUAACUGUAUAUUUCCAACAGUCAUUCAAAUAAGAAGUUAACUUUUGGUUAUGUCUGGUGUUUUUAAUGUUAAUACAGCCACACAGCCUGGUCGAAAUUUUCAUCGGAUUAAUUUUAAGAAACAAGAUAAAAAGCUGUUAAAUUACCUUAAAAUGCAACUGUAGUGUGAUAAAUUCUCGUGGUGAGUGUAAGAACUGGUCAUGUACUUUAAAAUAAAAUGAAACAGCAUCUAUGAUAUUUUUCACAUCAGCAAUUGGUAAUGUCUGAUGAUUUAAACGUGUUACCAUUGCGGCAGGUGACCUUGUGUUAUCCUUUAAUUUAACAUUCCACUCAUUUGGAUAAUUAUCAAAAACUAUUCUGAAUGAUUUCUUACUUUCAUAUUUCCAUUCCAAUUUUUCAUCUCUGGGGGGGGGGGUGGGGGGGAAUCCACCUUUGCUUGUCAUUAUUGAUCACAAGCAGGAAUAUUGACUACUUGCUGUGGUCACCUUCCAAGUUUUUUUCUAUUCCAGUGAAGGUCAGAGAGGGGUACUUUCGGAAGAUCAUUUUGCCAGCGUUUAACACUAUUGAUCAAUUAUCUCCUCUAUUCCUUUUGAGCUCGCCCACUUCAAAUGGUGCACUGGGUGAUGGAAAGAAAAUGUGUGGCAGAGAGGCGCAUUAGUAGAGUUGCUCCAGUGCAGCGUCUGAGACCCGGGUUCGAUCCUGACCACGGAUGCUGCCUGUGUACAGUGGGGCUUAGAAGAUUAAUAAUAGACUUUGCGCUGGAUCAGAUUCUUAUUUGCUUUCCCCCUUUGCCAAAAAGCAAAUGCAUAAUAGCUUAAUAUCUGAAAUCUAACUUCCUUGGAUGUCUGUUGAAAAUAAUACUGAGCUGCAACAUGUAUUUUAAUUAAUUUGCAAUAUAGUACAUAAACAACAACAGCAGUUCAUUGCUGUCAUUAAUGUACUUUUAUCCCAAUGCCUUUUCUAAAAACUGUUGAAAUAACCUUAUUUAUUUUUAAGCAAUUUGUUUCAAUAGUCUUACACUCCCAAGUAUUACUAUUUAUCAAAUAGAAAAAAUACCAAGCAUUGCUCAAUACCUUGGUAUUUCACAUCGAAGUCACCCUUUAUGCUUACGCUACUGAAUUUGAUGAGUUUCUGCUGUUAUACUGUACAUCAAAAUGGCAAUUACUGCCAUAAAAUAAACUAGCUUCUUAAACAUGAA
This is a messenger RNA of Leucoraja erinaceus (little skate), 3685 nucleotides long. It is a transcript of the gene wdfy1, whose product is annotated as WD repeat and FYVE domain containing 1. The transcript is spliced from 12 exons. The record is from RefSeq and is a predicted model, not a curated record. Lineage: Eukaryota; Metazoa; Chordata; Chondrichthyes; Rajiformes; Rajidae. Bases 122 to 1354 code for a protein of 410 amino acids. Gene Ontology annotation, molecular function: metal ion binding; protein binding.